AUGCGCAAGCCGACGGAAACAGAGGGUCCAAUCCGUCUCGGAGAAGGACCGGGAUCAGUGGCCGAUGCCGAGGUGGGGGCGGGGCAAGGCUGGAACAUUUGCACCCAAGUUGUACCGGUGUGUAUUUAUUCAUCUUUCGUACCGAGAGCAACGACGGAGCAUUGCGUUGCUUCUCUCUUUCCCUCCGACCUCGGCCUCAACCUCAGCUUCGACAUUGCUUCGAUCUCAACCUCAGUAUCGACGUCGACGUCGACGUCGACUUGGCAACGAGCCAGUCGGCCUGAAACGUUCCUCCUCUACUCGCAGCCCUUGCCCUCGCAGGACCUCGGCUUCAUCGACCCCAAGGCCCGCUGCCUCGAAAUCGCCAUCGGCAACCGCACCUUCACCAUCCACCAGUCGCCGACGGUGCUGUCGUCGACCCGCGCAGGUGGCACAACCGGAGCCGUUGUCUGGAAAGUGACGCCCAUAUUUGCCUCCUGGCUCUCGCAACCGGCCAACCCCCUCCUAGAGCUCCUGCGCCGGCGCCCGUCCGUUGUCGAGCUCGGGUGCGGCAUCUCACCGCUCUGUGCCCUCGCCUUGCGCCCAUUCGUUUCGACGUACCUCCUCACCGACCAACCGUACGUCCAGCGGCUCGUGACGCAGAACCUCGCCGAAAACCCGCCACCGUCCGCUGGUCGUCGGGGAAGAAGAGGCCGAGCCGACGACCCGUCCCACCACGGCGAGGUGCUCUUUCGAACCCUGGACUGGGAGACGGAUGAGGUUCGCUCCGUUUUCGUGGAUCGAGCCAUGAGCAGCGGCUUCGACGCCAUCAUCUCCUGCGACUGCGUCUUCAAUUACGACCUCGUCGCCCCCUUUGUACAGACCUGCGCCGAUCUGUGCCUUCUGCGCGCACGGGAUGCUGAUGCUGACGGAGACGCUGAGGACGAGGGCCAGGUUGAUGAUGAUGAUGAUGGUGAUGAUGAAGGCCGCGUCAAGCGGCGUCGGCGGCCUUGCUUGUGUAUCGUUGCGCAACAGCUCCGCAGCGAUGACGUCUUCCUUACCUGGCUGCGCGCCUUCCUGGAGCGCUUUCACGUCUGGCGUGUCCCCGACCGCUUGCUGUUCGAUGGGCUGCAAUCCCGGGCUGGCUUUGUCGUCCACGUCGGCAUCUUGCGAGAUCCAUCGUGA
Messenger RNA from Drechmeria coniospora, 1164 nucleotides. RefSeq lists its product as uncharacterized. The record is from RefSeq and is a predicted model, not a curated record. The transcript is spliced from 3 exons. The coding region runs from base 1 to 1164 and encodes 387 amino acids. Lineage: Eukaryota; Fungi; Ascomycota; Sordariomycetes; Hypocreales; Ophiocordycipitaceae.